AUGGAGGACUUCACCAUUCAGAAGGAGAGCAAAGACCCUAUCGCUCGCGACCUUGAGACUGGGUCGUCGCAGGAAGGCACCAUGGAGCCCAGUAAGGAGAUGAUCAUUCGCGAUGACUUGGAGCCUCCCAAGAUCGGUGCUUCAUUUUGGGAGAAGUUAUCUUUUGCCGGGCUCGAGAUGCGAGGUGCUGAACCUGUGCCCGUCGAGAAGCGUACCGACACGCAAUACAUCAACGUCUUCACCAUCUUUGCAACCUCGAUGACCAGCUUGUUACCCAUCGGUAUCGGCUCCGCAGUCACUGUUGGCUACGGUCUCAACCUCAAAGCGGCCGCGUGCAUGAUUGUCUUUAUUCAAUUCUUGUUCGCCCUCCCGGCCGCGUAUAUCAUGACCAUUGCACCUCGAACCGGCAUGAGACAAAUGAUUCAGUCACGAUAUUGCUUUGGCAAAUACUGCAAUAUGCUCACCACGCUCGUCGUCACCCUGACGGUCGGCGGGUUUGGCGUGACAGGCAGCAUCAACGGCGGCCAAUGUCUCGCGUCCGUGCAGCCAGGCACUUUGUCGGUCGGAGGCGCCAUCUCCAUCAUCAUGGUGAUCAGCAUGCUUAUCGGCUUCAUGGGCUACCGAGUUCUGCACCUCUUCACGCGCUGGGCGUGGAUCCCAAGCUUGUUUGCCAUCAUCGUCCUCAUCGGCGCCGCAGGGGACCAACUCUCCCACCAGGCGCCGUCCCGCGCCCACAAGGCCCAGGAGUACAUGGGCAUCGUUGCCUUCGCGGCCGGCAACAUGGUGACGUGGUCCAACGUCGUCGGCGACUACUCAUGCUACAUGCCGCCCGAGGCGCCGCGGCUGCGCAUCGCCGCGUACUGCCUCUUCGGGAUCGCGACGCCCUUCUCGCUGCUCAUGGUGCUGGGCGCGGCCAUCGGCGGCGCAGCGUCAUCCGUCCCCGCGUGGUCGACGGCGUACGCGAACGCGGGCAUCGGCGGCGUCAUCGGGACCAUCCUGGUCGACCGGCUGGGCGGGUUCGGCAAGUUCAUCCUGGUGCUGCUGGGCACGUCGGUGCUGGCGACGUGCGCGCGGGACGUGUACACGGUCUCGUUCAACCUCACGGUGCUGGUGCCCGUGCUGCGCAAGGUGCCGCGGGCGCUGCUCGCCGUCGUGGCCACGGGCGCCAUCAUCGGCGUCGCCAUCCCGGCCUCCAAGUCGUUCGUCGCCUCCGUCAUCAGCUUCCUCAGCAUCAUCGGCUACUACGCCGGCGCGUCCGUCACCUGCUUCCUGACCGAGUGGCUCUACUUCCGCAACGCCGACCCCGCGAGCUUCGACCCGACCAUCUGGAACGACGGCCGCGCCCUGCCCUCGGGCCUCAGCGCCAUCGCCGCCGUCGUCAUCUCCUGGGCCUUCAUCAUCCCGUCCAUGGACCAGACGUGGUACACGGGGCCCAUUGCCAAGAAGACCGGUGACUUGGGUUUCGAGUUCGCCGUCGUCGUUGCUUUGCUUGCGUAUAUUCCCAUUCGGACUCUGGAGAUCAAGAUGAGAGGUCGUUUGUGA
Molecule: messenger RNA, 1542 nt
Organism: Exophiala spinifera
Lineage: Eukaryota; Fungi; Ascomycota; Eurotiomycetes; Chaetothyriales; Herpotrichiellaceae
Exons: 3
Coding region: 1-1542 (513 amino acids)
Biological process (GO): transmembrane transport
Cellular component (GO): plasma membrane
Molecular function (GO): transmembrane transporter activity
Source: RefSeq, a predicted model, not a curated record